AUAGGACUUGGGUGGCGCGACGACUGGGUCGAGCGGGGUGUCACGGCUGACCUCGUGAAGUCCUGGGGUCCACCGGGUCGGCUCGGGACCCGCGGCCUCUGCGUUCGUCCUUCUGCGAGCUGCGGGCCGAGACGCUCGCACCCUCAGGCGCAUGCGCUGCCUCGCCGGCUGCCUUCUGCGUUCAUAGGGUCAGAGGUCAAGGGGAAGGUCUGAGGGAAAGUGAUGUACCGUCUGACCUCAUCCAUGCUGCCUCGGGCCUUGGCCCAGGCCAUGGGCACAGGGCAUCUUAAUGGCCAAAGCCUCCACAGCAGUGCAGUGGCCGCAACCUACAAGUAUGUGAAUGUACCGAAGCUCGAGAUGGACAUGAAGUCUGUGACUGACCGCGCAGCUCAGACUCUGUUUUGGACGGAACUCUUUCGAGGACUGGGCAUGACCCUGAGCUACCUCUUCCGGGAGCCUGCCACCAUCAACUACCCAUUUGAGAAGGGCCCCCUGAGCCCGCGCUUCCGCGGGGAGCAUGCAUUGCGCCGCUACCCGUCCGGGGAGGAGCGCUGCAUCGCCUGCAAGCUCUGUGAGGCCAUCUGUCCUGCACAGGCCAUCACCAUCGAGGCUGAGCCAAGAGCCGAUGGAAGCCGCCGGACUACGCGCUAUGACAUCGACAUGACCAAGUGCAUCUACUGCGGUUUCUGCCAGGAGGCCUGCCCUGUGGAUGCCAUCGUGGAGGGCCCCAACUUUGAGUUCUCCACGGAGACGCACGAGGAAUUGCUGUACAACAAGGAGAAGCUCCUCAACAACGGCGACAAGUGGGAGGCGGAGAUUGCCGCCAACCUCCAGGCCGACUACCUGUACCGGUGACCCGCCACCUGGCCCAGCCUGGUGACCCCUGGAGCCCAUAAAGAAACUAUGAUCCCACAA
Molecule: messenger RNA, 915 nt
Organism: Meriones unguiculatus (Mongolian gerbil)
Lineage: Eukaryota; Metazoa; Chordata; Mammalia; Rodentia; Muridae
Gene: Ndufs8
Product: NADH:ubiquinone oxidoreductase core subunit S8
Exons: 7
Coding region: 223-855 (210 amino acids)
Biological process (GO): mitochondrial electron transport, NADH to ubiquinone; mitochondrial respiratory chain complex I assembly
Cellular component (GO): membrane
Molecular function (GO): NADH dehydrogenase activity; 4 iron, 4 sulfur cluster binding
Source: RefSeq, a predicted model, not a curated record